Molecule: messenger RNA, 1551 nt
Organism: Heterostelium album PN500
Lineage: Eukaryota; Evosea; Eumycetozoa; Acytosteliales; Acytosteliaceae
Product: transglutaminase-like domain-containing protein
Exons: 4
Coding region: 1-1551 (516 amino acids)
Source: RefSeq, a predicted model, not a curated record
AUGGCUACAAUUGAUCCACCAUUCAAAUUAACUGAUGGGUUGGUUUUCAGAUUAAGAUCAAGAAAAGGUUUAAAAAAUAAAGAUGAUCUUCCCGAUUGGUAUUUAGCCUAUAGUGAAUCCGAUGGAACUCUAAUCAGUAAUGGUGGAUAUAAUAAAUCAUCGGAAUGGAUGUUGAAAGCCGAUCCAACAAACGAAGGUGUCUUCUCUAUAAAGGCUGCAAACUCUAAUCAUUUCAUUGCGAUCAACGAUGCUCUCGAAGUGAAAACUCCACCACAGGCCAAUCCAAACACCAAGAUGAAACUGUUCUUCUUGGAUACUGGUAAGGUGUGUGUCAUGAGCUUCACCCACAAGGAUAAAAAGAAUCGUGCAGGUGGUGCCGGUCCACAUCUGGGUGUGCAACCACGUGGUGAACUCAUAGGAAAUGCAGGUCGUGGUGAGUGGGGACAAUUCGAUUUCCUUCCCACCGAUCUCGCUGCCAACAACACAAACCUCACAAAGCUACAAAAGUCGAUUGCACUCAACGCUCUCCCACUGUCCGAUCCUCAACACGAAGCGACUCAACUGCUCUUUAACCAUGCGAAACAUCGUGAAUUGUUCUACGGUCAAUUCAUCGUGGAGACAAAGCCUGUCUCUGUUGCCAAGGCAUUGUUGAACGCCGAUUUCAAACUGCCAAACAUGAAGGUCGAUAAGUGGGCGGUGUUCUGUGCAGCUCCACCAUCGCCAAUGCCAAGUCAGAAUGUGAAAUCUGCCUCUCUAAAGGUAUACAAUCUAAAGAAUGAAUUGGUAUCGGGAUCCGAUAUGAAACAGACAGAGAAUGGCCAUUACAUGUUGAGAUCUAUGGUUCACGGUUAUCCACACAAUAUCACUGCCAAGUAUGAAAUCGAAGCACAACUGUACUCUAUGACAUUGAAACGUGCUGAACCAGGACAAAUGAUUCCACCGGUUCCAAUGAUGGGUGAAGAGCAACGUGCAUACCAUCUAAAGAAGACCAGUCUGAUGGAUUUCGAUAGUGUAGUAUUCCAAAAUUGGGUUACCAACAAUCGUCUACAUCCAAUGCCAACCGAAAUCGGACCAGAACCACUACUUUGUUAUGCAUAUCGUGUAUUCUUGUUCAUCAAGAUUCACUUCUCCUAUAUCUAUGCCAAGGAUGUAAAAUCAAGAAAAGCAUCCGACACUAUUGUACGUCGUGCUACCGAUUGUGGUGGAUUCUGUAUUUUAUAUGCUGCAAUUAUGAGAAUGCAUGGUAUUCCUUGUAGAUUAUUAUUUGGACGUUGGGCAGCAACUACUCCUGAACCAACUGGAAACGUUCAUGUAAAAGGUGAAUUCUAUUGUGAUGGUGUAGGUUGGAUUCCAUACGAUCCAGCGUCGGCAAUCACAAACGACCAUACAGCACCUUACACCAAAUGCUUUGGAAGCAGCGGUGGUAACUUUAUUACUAUGCACUUUGACCACAACAUCCAAGGUCUAGAGACAAUCAUUCAAGGCAAAAAGAAUAUCGAGUUUUCACAGGGUAAAAACUCCACUCUAACUUGGACCGUAAACACAAACUAG